Messenger RNA from Talaromyces marneffei, 459 nucleotides. RefSeq lists its product as uncharacterized. The record is from RefSeq and is a predicted model, not a curated record. Lineage: Eukaryota; Fungi; Ascomycota; Eurotiomycetes; Eurotiales; Trichocomaceae. The transcript is spliced from 2 exons. The coding region runs from base 1 to 459 and encodes 152 amino acids.
AUGUCUCCAGAUCCAUUAAGCUGGACGUUGCGGUUCAAAAAGCAUAAGACAACCGUGUUGCUGAUGCUUCCAGCACAAGAAUCGAUCCAAUCCACAAAAGAAAAGUUGCACAGCGCACUCAAAGCGCGUGGCCUCACACAAAUAAAUGGCGACCCUAUCCCCGAGAAUCCUUCUGAAAUAGAAUUCGGCACCCCCGUCGAUCGAAAUGAACUUGAGAAAGGCUGGGUUCGCUUAGACGUUCCAACCGAUAAGAACGGCGAUAGCGCAACGAAGAAACCAAGCGCCGGACGACCGAAGAAGAGCUCUUUGACUGAUAGUCUGCAGGCAGCUGAUAUUCGUGAUGGCCAGGCUAUUGCAUUUCGGUUUAGAAAGACUACUGAUGGCGAUGAAGAUGCGGAACUUGAGGAUUCUGGGUGGGAUGUGUUGGUUCCAUCGCUCGACGACGAAGAGCCUGAGUGA